Rhinolophus ferrumequinum (greater horseshoe bat) is the source of this 2451-nucleotide messenger RNA. It is a transcript of the gene ACKR1, whose product is annotated as atypical chemokine receptor 1 (Duffy blood group). NCBI's taxonomy places the organism in Eukaryota, Metazoa, Chordata, Mammalia, Chiroptera, Rhinolophidae. The record is from RefSeq and is a predicted model, not a curated record. Gene Ontology annotation, cellular component: membrane. Gene Ontology annotation, biological process: chemokine-mediated signaling pathway; regulation of chemokine production; inflammatory response. Gene Ontology annotation, molecular function: C-C chemokine binding.
UAGCCCCCCUCAUGUUGAACCUGAGGCUAGAGCUACUGUCCUGGGAGAAAAGGGGACAGUCUCUAUAAAGUCCCCAUUCUUUUGCAACUUGGCUUCCCUAUUUUACCUACAGGCACCCCUAUGUGAAUAGAAAGGAGAUUCUUGGCAGGACUGGAGUUAAAGCACCACAUGUUUUCUUGGACAAAUGAAGUAGCCCUCUUUAAUUCACCAUUCUGACUUGGACACUACAUACUACAUGACUCAUCCCUUCCAACGUCCAGACUAAGUCUCCCUAACAGAGGAAAUAAAAUGCGGGGAAAGGGGUGACGAAACAGCAGAGAUCAUGGGACAGCAGCUCGGGGGGGAAAGGGUUACCAGAGAGCAACCCUGUCAACUUAGGGGGUUCCGCCUGCAGGGUAGACACCCUUUCUGUCUGUCAGCUGCAGAGAAAUAGCAGCUGUCCCCAUAUAAGAAACUUUAUACAGUUUAUACAUUGAGAUGUUAGGUCAAUGCAGCAGUUCCAACCUUUGUGUCCCCAACAGAAGUAAGAGUAGAGAGUACCCCAGAAGCAACAGGCCCAUUUGAAAAUAUCCCAUUGUCCCCCAGAGCCUGCUCUAACUUGUCAGGGAAGAUACAUUCACUGCACUUAUAGUUGAUGAGGCAAAUGCCCUGUCACUACCUGAAGGUUGCUUCAUGAUGCUACCGCCCAGCCCUCUUACCAGCUGCGCCCCAGCCCUCACACUGAAAUACCCACACCCAGACACUUGCCUCAGAUAUGUGCACACGAUACACAGCCACACACAUAGAUAAAUAAGCACAUUCUUGUACCCAGGCUGAUACACAAAGAGCCCCCCACCCUCACACAUAUGCCACUUGGGUUGUCACCAUCUCAUGCAUCCAGCCACAAGCACCACUAAUACCCCAUCCCUUAAACACAUGACUUUUGAAUUAUCCUUGGAUCAACUUCAAGGGGGUGAAGGAGCAGUGAGUCAUCCAUUGCCUUUCCCUCGAACUUCCCAGCAUGUCUCCUACCUCUGUUUCAUACUUCACCCCUGACCCCUUCUUCCUUCCUUGUGCUUAAAGAAUCUUUGCUGGAAAGCCCUCUGGCUUCUCAGCUUCCCUUUCCACCUUCUGGAAAAUACCCACUUUUUGGUCCCCACCUUUUUCCUUUCCCGAGUGCAGGACCACACCAGCGGAAUCCAACCUCAAAACAGGAAGCCUUGGGCCAGUGUCCCACAUGAGCCUGAGGCUUAGGCAAGCAGUGGGCGUGGGGUAAAGACUUCCUGAAUGUACUCCCCGUGCCACCCCAUGGCCCUGCCCAGAACUGAUGGCCUUCAUUACUCCCACAUUUAUCUUGGAACCACAGCCAGUGACAGAACUGCCAGCCCUUCUCGCUGCCUGCCCUGACCCCAGCAGUGUUAUGGGGAACUGUCUGCACCGGGUGGAUUCCUCCCCUAUUGAUGAGAACUUCAGUAGCAUUGCCUUUGGAGAUGACUUUUCAGAUGAGUGGAAUAAUUCCUAUGGAGAAGCUGACUAUAACUACACUGGACUUGAAGCAGCUGCCCCCUGCCGCUCCUGUAACCUGCUGGACAAGUCCUCACUGCCCUUCUAUAGCCUCACCAGUGUCCUGGGCAUCCUAGCGAGUGGAGCUAUCCUCUUCGCUCUUCUCAGACCUCUCUUUCACUGGCAGCUCUGUCCUGGCAGGCCAAUCCUGGCACAGUUGGCUGUGGGCAGUAUCCUCUUCAGCAUUGCUGUGCCCAUCCUGGCACCAGGCCUAAGUGGUGUCCACAACAGCCACCUGUGUCACGUGACCCAUUUGGUCUGGUAUAGUUCGGCCUUUGCCCAAGCUUUGCUGAUAGGCUGCCGUGCUUGCCUGGGCCCCAAACUUGGUGCAGGCCAGGUCCCAGGCCUCACCCUAUGGCUCACCCUGGGACUUUGGGUAGUGGCAGUCCUAUUGGGGCUGCCCAUCACCCUAGCCAGUGACAUUUCCAGUGGACUCUGCACGCUGACAUUCAGACGGGGCAUUUUACAGUUUAUGCACACUGCUGCCUGUUUUGCUAUCUUUAUCUUGUUGCCACUGGGUUUAUUGGGAGCCAAGGGGCUAAAGAAGGUAUUGGGCAAGGGGUCAUGUCCCUGGGUAGAUAUCCUGUGUGUCUGGUUCAUUUUCUGGUGGCCUCAUGGAGUACUUCGGGUAUUGGACUCCUUAGUAAGGUCCAACUUCUUGACAUUGUCAUCAUGUCCAGCCCAGCAGGCCCUGGACCUGCUGGUGCACCUGGCAGAAGCCCUGGCAAUAUUACACUGUGUGGCUACACCCCUGCUCCUAGCCCUGUUCUGCCACCAGGCCACUCGCACUUGCUUGCCCUCCUUGCCUCUCCCAGCAAGACAGUCCUUUCAUCUGGACACCCUUGGAAGCAAAUCCUAGCUCUCUUCCCACCUGUCAACCUGAAUUAAAGUCUACACUGCUUUUAUGAA